ACAGUUUUGUGUAAACUUUUUAGUGUAAGAUUUCAACAGUCAGCACAUACGUAGAAAUAUUUGAUCGAAAUUCUCAAUAUUUUAGCCUAAAUGUUUUUGGAUUAUGGACGUGCAAAAUGCAAGCAGUCAAACUAUACCCUCCUACAUGAAGUAUGUCCUCGGGGGCACCGCUGGCAUGUUGGCGUCCGUCAUAGUGCAACCCCUGGAUCUGGUGAAAACGCGAAUGCAAGUGGCCGGUGCGAGUGGCAAGAGUGAAUAUAAGAGCUCCUUCGACUGCAUGGCCAAGGUCUUAAAGUCCGAGGGCAUAUUGGCAUUCUACAACGGCGUCAGCGCAGGAUUGCUGCGACAGGCGACGUACACAACAACACGCAUGGGCGUCUAUCAGAUGGAGGUGGAAGCCUAUCAGAAAAACUAUCAGAAAUCGCCCAACGUGCUCGCCAGCAUGCUGAUGGGCAUCGUUGCGGGCGCAUGCGGCGCUGUGGUUGGCAAUCCAGCCGAGGUCUCGCUCAUACGAAUGAUGGCCGACAACCGGCUGCCGGAGGAUCAGCGGCGUAAUUAUAAGAAUGUCGGCGACGCCAUGACACGGAUAAUACGCGAGGAAGGUGUGUUGGCGCUGUGGCGUGGCUGCAUGCCAACAAUAGGGCGUGCCAUGAUUGUGAAUAUGGUGCAGCUGGGAUCGUAUUCACAAUUUAAGAUCCUCUUCAAGGAGUAUAUGAACGAAGGACUUGGUUUGCACAUUGUGGCAAGCAUGUGUUCGGGUCUAUUGACCACGAUCGCCUCGAUGCCAAUGGACAUGGCCAAGACACGGAUACAGAAUAUGAAGAUAACGGACGGCCACCGCGAGUAUAAGGGCACGUUGGAUGUCCUCGCCACCGUGACACGCAACGAGGGCGUAUUUUCAUUGUGGAAGGGUUUUACGCCCUACCUAUGUCGGCUCGGGCCACACACGGUGUUUGCUUUCGUCUUCCUCGAACAACUCAACGCGGCCUAUUACAAGUAUGUCCUCGGCGUGGAAUCCAAGCAGCCGGGUUUGUAAUUAAAUCUAAGUUUUUAACUAAAUGACUAUGUGCGUGCAAGAUCAGUAAGCAAAAUUUCAAAUUUCCGAUUUCCAUUUCCGAGAAUUUCCAUUCAGUUGUAUUUAAAGGACACUCAUCUGAAAACGAGCAUGCAAAAUUUUACAGACUUACACUACAUUAAGCAAUAAAUUUUAGUUUAAAUAUCAUUAUUGAUAACAGCUAAAAGCUAAGCUAAAGACUAAAUAUAUAAAUUUGUAUCAAGAAACUAUAAAGACUUGAAACUCAGGCUCUGUAGCAUCAAAGCUGUAGCUUUUGCCUUUGACAUCUCUCAGAUUGACUCUAGUGUACAUCUAUACAUAAUUAAAUGACCAGCCAAAUUCAACAAUAAACAAAUAAAUAAAAUA
Messenger RNA from Drosophila hydei, 1420 nucleotides. Its product is annotated as mitochondrial 2-oxoglutarate/malate carrier protein. The coding region runs from base 104 to 1036 and encodes 310 amino acids. The record is from RefSeq and is a predicted model, not a curated record. Gene Ontology annotation, molecular function: oxaloacetate transmembrane transporter activity; antiporter activity; succinate transmembrane transporter activity. Gene Ontology annotation, cellular component: mitochondrial membrane. Gene Ontology annotation, biological process: thiosulfate transport; malate transmembrane transport; succinate transmembrane transport. Lineage: Eukaryota; Metazoa; Arthropoda; Insecta; Diptera; Drosophilidae. The transcript has a single exon.